AGUCGGGUCCCCGCCGGGCCGCCAGGCCCGCCGAGCAUCCCCGCUCAGGUGAUGAGGACCACCUCGCGCCCCCAGCGCAGAAGGCUGCUGCCGCCACCAGACGCCUCCAUUGUCUGACCACCGCCUGGGCCGGGCUCUGCAGGAUCCCAACUUCUGAAACCUUUCAGCCAUCGUGGGCCCCACCUCUGCUGGGAUGUCUUGGGGGCUUUGACUGCUGUCACUGUGACCUGUGAAUCCAAGAGACACAUCCCUUGGGAAGAAUCAAGAGUGCUUCCUCAGGAUCAAAACAGAAGACCAGCGUGCUAUUUGUAGGGAGUCCCCAGGAACAAGAUUGACGAAACUCUGGAGCCGAGGAGCUGGCAUGCUGGCAGAGUCUUCCAUCUGAUGGGCAGGAGGCCGAGUGGCACACUGACACUACCAGGGGUGCGGCGUGGGCUCACCACCAGCCAGUGGCUUCUGCCCCACGCAGAGCAGACAGGAGACACUGGACAAGACUUGUUCUAUAAGUGAGAUAGAUAAGAGAGUACUCCACAGCAGGAAGCUCUAGGGACUAAAAACGUAAGCUGCCCUUCGAAUGUUGACCACGCAGGAUCUAAAGAAAAGCUCUAUGCUAAGGAAUUAUGGAAUGCAUAAGAAAGUCAGUGGCACUCAGUAAGAACACUGAGUGAGGAACACUAUGCAGGAAGAAACCUUCCACAGAAAGAUAGGCAGGGAGAAGCUUAGGCUGAUGGUAAGCUCGCCCAAUAGAGCACGCCUGAGGUAGACUGCCAAGAUGGCCAAAUAAGAGACUUUAUGAAGUAGCCGUCCUGGAGUUAGUAGUUGUAAGGCCAUUUUCUCCUCUUAAGUCACGAUACCAAAUAGGAAAAAUGAUCUACAAGUGCCCCAUGUGCAGAGAAUUUUUCUCUGAGAGAGCAGAUCUUUUUAUGCAUCAGAAAAUUCACACAGCUGAGAAGCCCCAUAAAUGUGACAAGUGCGAUAAGGGCUUCUUUCAUAUAUCAGAACUUCAUAUUCAUUGGCGAGACCACAUAGGAGAGAAGGUUUAUAAAUGUGAUGAUUGUGGUAAGGAUUUUAGCACAACAACAAAACUUAACAGACACAAGAAAAUCCACACAGUGGAGAAGCCCUAUAAAUGUUACGAGUGUGGCAAAGCCUUCAAUUGGAGCUCCCAUCUUCAAAUCCAUAUGAGAGUCCACACCGGAGAGAAGCCCUAUGUCUGCAGUGAGUGUGGAAGGGGCUUCAGUAAUAGUUCCAACCUUUGCAUGCACCAGAGAGUUCACACUGGGGAGAAGCCCUUCAAAUGUGAAGAGUGUGGGAAAGCUUUUAGGCACACCUCCAGCCUCUGCAUGCAUCAAAGAGUCCACACUGGAGAGAAACCCUAUAAAUGUUACGAGUGUGGGAAGGUCUUCAGCCAGAGCUCCAGCCUCUGCAUCCACCAGAGAGUGCACACAGGGGAGAAGCCCUAUAGGUGUUGUGGGUGUGGGAAGGCCUUCAGUCAGAGCUCCAGCCUCUGCAUCCACCAGAGAGUGCACACAGGGGAGAAACCUUUUAAGUGUGAUGAAUGUGGCAAGGCCUUCAGUCAAAGUACAAGCCUCUGUAUCCACCAGAGAGUACACACCAAGGAGAGAAACCAUCUCAAAAUAUCAGUUAUAUAAGACAUUUUACUAUGAGUUAAAAAUCUUCAAACCCGUAAGUGCCACUAGGAAGGAAACCCUGUAUCCACCUGCAUUGACCCCAGGAACGUUUACAGCAGUCCACAGCAGAACGUGUUUUUCUGAGGCAGGCAAGGUGAGGUUGGUGUUCUCUUUCAUUGGUUCAUGCCAACUAUCCCACAACUUGAUUCUGAACAUAAAAUCCCUCUGUAUGCACCCGGGGCUGUUUCUGUCGUGGGUAUGGUGGUUCCUGGGAUUCUGGUACUAUGCCUCAGUAGUUGAAAUAGUUCGCAAAACCUAUGAGCAGUGCCCAACCUGAGUCACCACCUGUCUGUGCUAUGCUGUGCUUACAAGCAACCCCAGAUGCCGUGCCCUUUCCUCUCACUUCAAGCCCACUGGUCAGUGCAUUUGAAGAUGGACAGCUCCCGUGAAGACUGAGUUCUGGUACUUCUGAGGUUGCCACUUGACAGCCCUGACAUUGCUUUUCAUGUGUCCCAUUAACUUCUGAACUCAUUUUACCUCAUAGUCUCAGAGUACCCAUAAAGCCCAUCCCUUCCUAGAUGGCAUUGAGUUUUAGUUUAGGUGAAUCAUCAUAUCCACUCACAGCCUAUCAGGAAAUCAUUGGCAUACAUGGCCUGGAGCUUUUCUUGAGUUUUGUGGGCUCUGCUGAUCACUGUGUCUCUAUGUUAGACUGAUUUUUCUAGUGGCUGCAUCAUGUGUCUUUAACUUGAAAUUUUUUUUUAAAUAGCUGAAUGUAAGUAGGGAGGAUGAAGAAAGCCAAGAGCAAACUUGCCUCCCUCCAGAGUCCCCUCAGGCUCCUUCUGUGACGCGGUGGGGUGUGCCCCAUGAUCUAGGGGAGGCCUUGGGAGUCACCGAGGAUGUGUCUGUGUUUCUGUCGUCUCAGGCAAUAAUGUAUAGGAUUCAUGGAUUAUGUAGCAGUUCUUUAAAGGCAUGACCGUGUAUUGCUAGCCCAUCAUGACUUCAUUCACAAAUAUUUAUUGAAUGCCUCCUGGGGGCCAGGUGCUGUGCUAUGUGUGCUGGGAAUGCCAGUGAGUCAUGGUGGAGGAGACAGGAUAAGCAAGUCAACAAAUAAAUAACGUAGUUUGCGAUAGUGAUUAAGUACUAUGAGAAAUAAACUAGGGUGGUAUGUAGAGGGGGUGGGGGGCCGGUUAGCUGGAGUCAGGGAUGCUGCAUUGAGGGUGCUGGGGCCCAGGUGGGGGGAGUGACAUCCUGGCACAUGGUGCAGAUGCUGCUGGCUCUGGUGGGGACAGGAAGAGGCAGGUGCUGGAGGUAGUGCGUGUGGGGAGGGGAGGAGCUGAGCCAUGUGCUUGGUGUCCUUUUAUAGGCCUGUUCUGUUUUGUUUCUGCUUACUGAUAUUAAAGCCCAUGUGGAAGAACUCAAGCGAUGUUUAAAAGACCAAAAGUCCCCAAGGACACAAAAAGCAGCCAGUUAUGUUUUUCUUGUUCUUGUUUUCAUGGAUCUCCCAAUGCAGUCCUUUGCUCAGGAAGUCUUUGGGGAAACUGAGGACCUGGGAAACUGAAGUGAAUGACUGGUUGUCAGUCCCUGCCAACCAUCUAAGAGGCCUGGAAAGAAACUUGCCAGGAUGGUCCCUGUACUGUGAGACUGCCUGGUUUUCUUUACAGGUGUGAAUUCAUUGCUUCUGUUUGGCUGGAAGUGAGUUUUGUAACUCAAGUAGGUCUCGUGAGGUUGGUCUUUGGAGUGACUGUCACCAUGGGUUUUAACACCAAGAGGGCUGCUGGCCAAUACCAAUGUCCCUUCAGGCCUCAUGGCUGCCACGAUAAUUUACUGUAGUGUCUUACCACUUCCAUGUCGCCAUAGCGUGGAACAUUAAAGAAAAGCCUAGACUUUUAGUUGAUAGAGAGCUGGUUGAAAUAUCAUUGAUAGAAUUUUAGUUUUAGGAAAAACUGGUUUGAUUUCUAGCUUUAUUAUUACUAUUAGGUAUGUGAGCUUGGGCAAAUCGCUUAAUCUUUGAGUCUAGUUUUCUCAGAAAAUGAGGACAUUAGGCUAAAUGAUUUCCAGAUUUCCAGCUAGUCCUAGAGUUCUAUAUUUCUACAUAGUUGAAUUAUUUUAUCAUGCUGUUGCAGGGGAAUAUGACUAACACUUUUGAAGCUACUAAUUUUGUCAAGCUUUAAAGUCCAUGAUUGUUAUCUUCAGAAAAUAUUAUUUGACCUACAGUAUGUCCAAAUCAGUUUAAUAAAAUCACUUUAUAACAGGAAAA
Molecule: messenger RNA, 3888 nt
Organism: Jaculus jaculus (lesser Egyptian jerboa)
Lineage: Eukaryota; Metazoa; Chordata; Mammalia; Rodentia; Dipodidae
Gene: Znf664
Product: zinc finger protein 664
Exons: 1
Coding region: 867-1652 (261 amino acids)
Biological process (GO): central nervous system development; regulation of transcription by RNA polymerase II
Cellular component (GO): nucleus
Molecular function (GO): DNA-binding transcription factor activity, RNA polymerase II-specific; RNA polymerase II cis-regulatory region sequence-specific DNA binding
Source: RefSeq, a predicted model, not a curated record